AUGGCCUCGAUUGUGCGUCCCUCGCUGCUGCGGCAGUCUGCGCUGGCUGCUCGCUCGGGUGUCGCGGCCAGAAGCGCCAUUGCGAUGAGAGCGGCUGCUUUCCAUAGCUCAAGCAAGAAGUCUGCCAUCUUGCCGCCUGGACCUCAGCGAAUUGAAGGUGGAGUCAACGACCCUGCUCCUAUUCCCACUCCAUCCGCCGCCCACGGCUCCUACCACUGGACAUUCGAGCGUCUCCUCGCCGCUGGUCUCGUCCCCUUAACCAUCGCUCCCUUCGCCUCCGGCUCCCUCAACCCCACCAUGGACGCGAUCCUCUGCUCUGCCGUCCUCAUCCACUCCCACAUUGGAUUCCAGUCCGUCAUCAUCGACUACAUCCCCAAGAAGCGAUACCCCGGUCUGCGCAAGCUGUUCUGGUGGGGACUGAAUGCUGCCACGAUAACCGUCGGUAUUGGUCUGUACGAGUUCGAGACGAAUGACGUUGGUGUUACCGAGGCUAUCAAGCGGGUUUGGAAGGCAUAG
Pochonia chlamydosporia 170 is the source of this 516-nucleotide messenger RNA. RefSeq names its product cytochrome b, succinate dehydrogenase small subunit, CybS. Bases 1 to 516 code for a protein of 171 amino acids. Gene Ontology annotation, biological process: tricarboxylic acid cycle; mitochondrial electron transport, succinate to ubiquinone. The record is from RefSeq and is a predicted model, not a curated record. Gene Ontology annotation, molecular function: heme binding; ubiquinone binding. Lineage: Eukaryota; Fungi; Ascomycota; Sordariomycetes; Hypocreales; Clavicipitaceae. The transcript has 3 exons. Gene Ontology annotation, cellular component: membrane; mitochondrial envelope.